Messenger RNA from Syzygium oleosum, 2612 nucleotides. RefSeq names its product respiratory burst oxidase homolog protein A-like. Bases 1 to 2337 code for a protein of 778 amino acids. The record is from RefSeq and is a predicted model, not a curated record. Gene Ontology annotation, molecular function: peroxidase activity; calcium ion binding; NAD(P)H oxidase H2O2-forming activity. Gene Ontology annotation, cellular component: plasma membrane. NCBI's taxonomy places the organism in Eukaryota, Viridiplantae, Streptophyta, Magnoliopsida, Myrtales, Myrtaceae. The transcript has 15 exons.
AUGGAUUCUCCUGAGGCUCAUUAUUCACUUGCCAGCGUGGUCCCGGUCCAGUACUCUCCCGUCCCGGCCGGCUCGCUGAACCCCGCGAGCCGGGAUCACCCGGUCGAUGAUUGGGACAACGGAGGCACGGCGGCAAGUCCGGUGAUCCAGCGGCUGAGAUUCCUGGACGCAAGCGCCAGGCGCUGGAAGCAGGUGGAGGAGCGGUUCGACCGGAUCACCCUGAACCGCCCCCGGGACGGCAUCGAACCGGCGGCGAAGUGGUCGGAUUUCGGCUUCUGUCUCGGGAUUCAACGGUCAACGGAGUAUGCCCACGAGCUGUUGAGGGCGUUGAGAGGAAGAGAUGGUCUCAAGGCCAACAUCACCAGGAGCGAACUUCACUACUACUGGCGUCGCAUCACUGACCCUUGCCCCGAUUCCAAAAUCCAGAUCUUCUUCGACUUGUGCGAUAGAAAUAUGGACGGGGUGAUUAGCCGGUGCGACAUUAAGCAGGUGAUCUUGUUGAGCGCUUCCGCGAACAAGUUGUGCUUGACCGGCGAGGAAGCGGACGAGUACGCUGCUCUGAUCAUGGACGCCGUCGACUCUGGAAAUCGAGGUCGUUUCAUAGAGAUAUCUCAAGUGGAAACGCUACUCAAGUUUGGCUUGUCGAAGGACUCCUUCGCCACCGCCCUGUCGCCGAGGCUGUGCCAUCGCGGGGGCUGCGAUUCGAAUGGGGCGGUCCGACAGCCCAUGUCGAGGCCCGAGGUCUUGUUCCGGACGUACUGGCGGCGGGCGUGGAUCGUGGCCCUCUGGUUGGCGAUUUGCAUGGCAUUGUUCACGUGGAAGUUCAUUCAGUACAGGCAUAGGAUGGCGUUCGAGGUCAUGGGUUACUGCCUCUGCACCGCGAAAGGGGCCGCCGAGACCCUCAAGUUCAACAUGGCCGUGAUUCUCCUCCCCGUCUGCCGGAACACCGUCACGUGGCUCCGCGCCAGCCAUCGGGUCAGCUCGAUUGUCCCCUUCAAUGAUAACAUCAACUUUCACAAGUUGAUCGCAGCCGGGAUCGUGAUCGGGGUGAUCCUCCAUGGCGGCACCCACCUUGCAUGCGACUUCCCUCGGAUCAGCAGCUCGGAUCACUCGAUCUUCCGCCAGACAAUUGCCGCGAGGUUCGGCUACCAUCAGCCGUCAUACAUCCAGAUCCUGGCCACGACGGAGGGGGCAACGGGAAUUGCAAUGGUGGUCCUUAUGGCAAUCGCCUUCUCCCUCGCAACGAGGUGGCCGCGGCGCCAGGCCCCGCCGCUGCCCCGGUCGGUCCGGCAGGUCACGGGGUACAAUGCGUUUUGGUACUCGCACCACCUCUUCAUCUUCGUGUAUGCGUUGCUGAUUGUGCACUCCAUGUUCCUCUUCCUUACCAGCAACCUAAUAGAAAAGACGACAUGGAUGUAUAUCGCCUUUCCCGUGCUGCUGUACAUGGGAGAGAGGAUCUUCCGGGCUGUUAGAUCGGCAUUUUACGAGGUGGAGAUUCUGAAGGCAAAUGUAUAUCCGGGAAAGGUUUUGUCCCUGACAUUUCGCAAGCCUGAAGGUUUCGAGUACAGGAGCGGAAUGUAUAUAUACAUUCAAUGCCCGCGAAUAUCACCCUUUGAAUGGCACCCGUUUUCAUUAACUUCUGGACCAGAUGAUGCUCACUUGAGUGUGCAUGUUAGGACACUUGGAGACUGGAGUUAUCAAUUGUACAGUCUCUUCCAAGAGGCAAUUGCGGCAAGAUUAGAUAGCUAUCCCAAGAUAUACAUCGAUGGGCCUUACGGUGCAGCCUGUCAGGACUAUGCCAAGUACGACGUCGUGGUCCUAAUAGGCAUUGGAAUAGGAGCCACGCCGUUUAUCAGCAUUCUUAAGGAUGUCAUCGGUUGCGAUCAUGUCGAUAGCGGAAUAGUUAGCAUUCCGAAGGGUCCGUCGAAAGCCUAUCUCUACUGGGUUACGAGGGAUCAGAGCUCCUUUACUUGGUUCAGGGACUUUAUCAAGCAGAUACCAAAGACCAACCGGAAAGAGUCAAUUAUGGAGAUGCACAACUUCCUGACCUCGAUGUACAAGGAGGAAGACGCGCGGUCGGUGUUACUAAGCGCCAUUCAAGCUCUGUCUCAUGCCAAGAGUGGUGUCGACUUCAUCUCUCAGACCCCGGUGCAUACCCAUUUCGCCAGACCAAAUUGGUCCAGCAUUUUCUCGAAGUUGUCCCGAAGGCACGGCGGUUCACAGAUUGGGGUGUUCUACUGUGGUCCUUCAGGAUUAGCAAGAGAGUUGGAGGAGCUGUGCACCAAAUUCUCCACCAAAACCAUCACAAGAUUUGUGUUCCAUAAGGAGCAUUAUUAACUAGGCUUACUCUCUCUCUCUUUUGUCACGAGUUAAGGAAUCUUGGGGGUUUGGUUAUUCCUACUUCACAAGAAGAAGAAGGGGGAAUAGCUAAGAAUAAGGUUUUGGUUUGUUGGCCAGAACUGAUGAGAAGUGGGUUUACCUGUGCAUUACAGGAGAGAAAUUCAAUUCCUGACAAUACCUUAUUGCUUUUGACUUAAAAUAGUGCUGUUGAGAAAGCAUGUACAGAAGACCACAGCUUGAAUGGAAAUACCUCUGUUUAAUCUUUCUCCAAA